Molecule: messenger RNA, 720 nt
Organism: Vigna radiata var. radiata (mung bean)
Lineage: Eukaryota; Viridiplantae; Streptophyta; Magnoliopsida; Fabales; Fabaceae
Exons: 6
Coding region: 1-720 (239 amino acids)
Cellular component (GO): chloroplast
Molecular function (GO): oxidoreductase activity
Source: RefSeq, a predicted model, not a curated record
AUGGAUCAAGGUUGGAAUGGACAAGCAGGAGAACCACAUCAACAAUUAAUAUUAGGGCAACAUGUAUCUGCUUUGAAUGAGAAAAUCAACGGAUUGGACGAGACAUUGGAACGACUGAUCCAAAUUUCUCUCUACUCUAUAAAAGAGAGUGAAGUAAGAAAUAAAAGGUUUGAGAUACAAAUUCGUCAUUCCAGUGAAAUAUUGAAUUCUAGGGUUAAUAUUGAGGUUAACCCCAUGGAAGAGAGGCAACAAUAUCACUGGUUGACUGGAUUGGGCAGAAAAAAUCAAAUAGAUUCGGCUAAGGUUGUUGGAGUUAAGCAGAUUGUGUUUGUGGGAUCUAUGGGUGGAACUGAUGUUAAUCAUCCUGUGAACAAAAUGUGCAAAGGGAAUACAUUGGUUUGCAAAAGGAAGGCUGAGCAAUAUCUGGCUGAUUCUAGCAUCCCAUAUACAAGUAUAAGAGUCAGUUUUGAAAACGAAGAAGGAGGUCUUCAAGAACUGAUUACAGGGAAGGAUGAUGAGAUUCUGAAGAUUGAAACCAAAACCAUACAUAGAGCUGAUGUUGCAGAAGCCUGCAUUCAGGUACCAGUUUCAAACACACUCUUCCUACUUCAAAAUAAGGCUAAAUUCAAGGCAUUUGACUUGGCAUCUAAACCUGAGGGAGCUGGUUCACCAACAAAGGACUUCAGGGCUUUAUUUUCCCUAAUCAUUACUCUUUUUUGA